CUUUUGCUAUUUCAAUCUUCUUAAUAGUACGAUACAUUCAAUUUGUUAGCACGCCAUAUACGGCUGACUAGAACCUACUGAAUAUUUGUUUUCUCAUCUUCAGUUGCCUUUCCCGAUGUGCCAAGACAUUUGGCCCAAAUUCAAGACCCAACAAGUCUCUCGCUCGCCGGAAAAACAGAAUUUACCAUGCCCGUAUAUACUUUCAAGGAAAGUUUUGGGCACGGGAUCUUACGCAAAUGUGUAUGAAUGCAAAAAUGCAGCCACUGGUGCCCACUAUGCCGCAAAGAGGUUCAGUAAACGACUCAUAUACGGAAAUGAACUGAUGCUUCAGAGGGAAUUCCAGGUGCUCAAAACUAUACUGCGCGGACAUCCCAAUAUUCUCCUGAUGAUCGAUUACUUCGAAACAUCAGAUUUUUUUUAUCUCGUGACCGAGUUGGCUGUGGGAGGUGAACUUUUUCAAAGAAUAACUGAGGCUCCAGAAGGGAAGCUUAACAUUGUUGAAACGAGCCAUAUUACGUCGGUGAUAUUGCUUGCAAUAAACCAUUUGCAUAGCAACGGCAUCGUACAUCGAGACAUCAAAGCUGAGAAUAUUUUGUUUGCAUCCAAUACUUCUAAAGCAAGCCUGUUGCUUCUUGCAGAUUUUGGCCAGGCCCGAAUUCUAAAACUGGGCGAGAAGGCUCAAUCUUUCGAUGGUACAUUAAGCUAUCUUGCCCCAGAAGUCUUAUCUAAGUGUGGUCACAGUUUUCCUGUUGAUCUAUGGGCAGUUGGGGUCCUAACAUACUUCAUGUUAUGUGGGUAUAUGCCUUUCGAUUGCGACACAGAUGCAGAAACAAAACAUUUGAUAUCCAACGCAGAUUAUAUUUUCGAGCCCGACGAUUACUGGUCAGCCAUUCCAGAUACGGCAAAAGACUUCAUUUCUAAGUGCCUCAAACUAGACCCUAGCGAACGUAUUACAGCGCAAGCCGCAUUGGAGCAUGCUUUCGUUCGCAAUGCCGGAUCCAACAUAAAACCUGCAUUUUCUUCGAAUUCUCUUCAACAGCUUCAAGAGAAAGUCUUGAGACUUCAUAACUCAAGGAAUGCAUCUUCACUCAACUGGCUGCAUGGACAGAUGACAUCAAGUAGAUCGCAAAAAGAAGAAUUUUCCUUUUCCAAUUUAUCCACAAAUCCGAACUCAUCCUAUGGGUCCAAUCUUACAUCAUCAAGCUGCUUGCUUGACGGUCGUAUAUACGCAUUAGAAGGAGGGAAAUGCCAUUCACCCGAAACAGUCACUAGCUUUACGACACCGGUAACUUCUGCUCUAGCGUCUCGCGAAGGUUCUAGAAUGGGGUUAGACUCCUUCAUGAUGGGUCUUGCCCUGCAAGGAAAUGCACCCAUAGAUGACACGAAAACAGGCAAAGCAGAAUUUACUCUAUAGGCAUAUGAUGUAUCAUUAGAUAGUUGAGCAAGACUUUCCUAUUUUUUUGCACGUGUUCCCUGCCCUUGCUUUAACCUGUGAUUUAGAUAGCUACCGCACGUUGUAAUUUUGUUAUGCUUCCCCAAGUUGGAUCGCAGAAUGCAGCAGAUGUUGGCCUGAUCUUUAGUUACCGGAAAACAAUUUACCAGUUUACAUCUUUGUUCCAAGAAUGAUUUUGGUUUAGGGCAGAUAAUAUUCAAUCAAGAUAUAAGAACUAACGAGCUAACAAUGGCC
This is a messenger RNA of Metschnikowia bicuspidata var. bicuspidata NRRL YB-4993, 1687 nucleotides long. It is a transcript of the gene CMK1, whose product is annotated as protein kinase. Bases 116 to 1414 code for a protein of 432 amino acids. Gene Ontology annotation, molecular function: calmodulin binding; ATP binding; calcium/calmodulin-dependent protein kinase activity. The record is from RefSeq and is a predicted model, not a curated record. The transcript has a single exon. NCBI's taxonomy places the organism in Eukaryota, Fungi, Ascomycota, Pichiomycetes, Serinales, Metschnikowiaceae. Gene Ontology annotation, biological process: cellular response to oxidative stress; protein phosphorylation.